AUGUCGACGAUACCAUCUUCCAUUCCACUUGUCUCGCCCUUAGCUACACGUGUUCUAGAACUCCAUGGUUUCUCCCCUGCCAUCCGCACUCGCGACUUGCACAUGGUUCUAGAGCCCUGGAGCUAUGGAGACCCGCCUGCCUAUCGCAUCAAGUGGCAAGACGAUGCCACGGCUUAUAUUCUUUUCCAAGAUGCGAGCGUGGCUAAACAAGUGUACUUAUCGCUACUAUGUGCACCGCCCGACGUGCUUCGGGUAGACUUUAAUGGCACUGAACUGUAUGAUACAUCACGGAAAACAUGUGGGCGCAUGUUUGGCGUAAAGUAUGCCCAGAUUCGUCCAUUUCAUGGACCUGAAGCGCAGGCUCUGCUAUCGAAUGCAAAUAUGCUCGCAAGCGACUCGACACCACUGCUGUCGCCUUUGCCAUGGGCAUCUCCUCCCAUGGGAAGGGGUACGAGCAUGGGCAUAGGUGUUGGUGCUGGCGCAAAUCCCACAUUGGGCAAUGCUGGAGCACAUGCAUUACAAGGGGCAGGUCCCUCAAGAGCGCAUCGGCGCAUCGCCAGCAGCACGGCGCUCCCUAGUUCGUCUGGAGAUGCGCCUGCUUUACGUGUCCCAAGAGACAAUUACCGCGGCGCAGGUCGCCGCGCAGUUUCGGCGUCGAUAUCGGGCGAUCUUGGAAAUGGAGGUGGAAUGACUAGUGGCGUCUUUCAUCACCGAAGCAUGUCGCGCCAAGCGCGUUCAUAA
Malassezia globosa CBS 7966 is the source of this 741-nucleotide messenger RNA. RefSeq lists its product as uncharacterized. The coding region runs from base 1 to 741 and encodes 246 amino acids. The record is from RefSeq and is a predicted model, not a curated record. The transcript has a single exon. NCBI's taxonomy places the organism in Eukaryota, Fungi, Basidiomycota, Malasseziomycetes, Malasseziales, Malasseziaceae.